Molecule: messenger RNA, 1790 nt
Organism: Aspergillus calidoustus
Lineage: Eukaryota; Fungi; Ascomycota; Eurotiomycetes; Eurotiales; Aspergillaceae
Source: the annotation of a GenBank genome assembly
AUGGCCGAGACCACGAGCCCUCUGGAACGGCUGGAGGGAGCCCUCCCCGCAAUCCACGAAAUCCACAACAUCUGCGCAGCCCCGUCCCAGGCCUUCGGCAUCAUUCAUGAAGGAAAAAUAAUUUUCAAACACAGCAUCGGCCACCGCGACCCCACGGUAUCACAACCUUUACCUCCCGAUGGAGAAACAAUUUACAUGCUGGGCUCCGUCUCGAAAAUGUUCACCUCUGCCGCGGUCGGUAUUCUGGUCUCAGAGGGAAAACUCAAUUGGACAGAUCCUGUGUCGAGAUAUAUCUCUGAGUUUAAUCCCAAGGGAGAUGAGCGAAUUGGGAAAGAGGCGGAUAUCAUCGAUUGUCUGCGGCAUAGUACCGGUCUUACGGCGCCGAAUAUGCUUUGCAUUGGACCGAAGGGGACGAUUCUCGCUGACGAGGAGGAUGUUAUUCGCCUACUAAAUGAGAUGCCUACUGUUGAUUCUGAGGGAAAGCAAAGGUUCAACAAGGAAUGGGGGUAUAACAACCUCACAGUCGGACUUGUUGCGCUGGUCGUGCAGAGGGUCAGCGGGCAGCGAUUUGCUGAUUUCGUCCGCGAGAGGAUUCUCAUCCCGCUAGGAAUGACCAGGACGGUUGUAAGCCGGUCCGAAAUUAUAAAUGAGGAUAAUAUCGCGCCUCCAACUUUCAAGACAACUGGCGGACACUUCGCGCGUAUACGUGACGAGUCCUGGCCAUGUGAAGAUCACGCACCGCUUCUCGCCGCAACGGGGAUGAGAAGCACUCUCGAUGACAUGUUAACAUUCUGUCUCGCAGUUCUCGACGCCGAGCGAGCAGAAAAAGACCCAGUCUAUACACCGCAAAUUUCCAACAACCCACUCAAACAAAUGACGCGGGUCCGACGAGGGUACUGGACUCGGCCGGCAGACGACCCGGAAAUCACCAAAGACGCCGCCUACGGGAUGGGAUGGUUCCGCACUGAGAUUCCGGGAUCGAUGCUCAGUGCAUUUAGUGGGAAUGGGUUCACGCGUGAAAAACAGUACCGGUUGCACUUGCACAAUAUUUUGGGAAACUCGGAGGAACAUCGAGCAAAGCCGAUUCCUGUGGUCGCGCAUACGGGUGGCAUGAGAGGCUCCCUGUUCAGUGUCUUUACAUUCCCUGAGACGCAGAGUGCGGUUGUGACCAUGACGAAUGGGCGAGACCUCGGUGAUGCAAGUGACUGGACAGCCCAGCUGCUCAUCCAGGCUUUGUUUGAUUUGAAACCACAGCUGGAUCUGGCAGAGUAUGCGAAGAAGGAAGCAGAGCUUGCGGCUGCAGGCCGAGAAGAUAAUAUUGAGAAGCCUUGGAGGGAAAAUAGACGUCCCAGCGAUCCCGUGCGAGAUCUCGUAACGUAUGUUGGUGAGUAUCGUGGACUCAAUGAUCGAUUUACAGUGACUGUCGUUGCGCGUACGGAAUUUGGGGACAGCAUAAGCGGACUCUCUGUGGUGUUUAACAACCAAGAGGUAACUAAGCUUCCACUGCUCUUCUAUGCCAAAGACGUGUACAGCAUGGACCCACAAGGGGAGGACAAUUGGAAGCUGCAGCAGUUCGGCGCGAAUGACUACAAGCAGCUCUUGUUGGAGUUUACAGUAGAUGAUACGGGGGUCUGUACAGGUCUACACUGGGUGUGGGAUAAGGAUACAGUGUCCGCCUGGUUUCAGAAAGUAGAUUAGAGUUUAUAGAAUGGAGACUCAAUACAGCUGUGGUAACUACUAAACCCCUUGAAUCGCAAGGGGAUGGUUAUGGAGAUAUUCAGCUGCCUGGC